This is a messenger RNA of Acanthisitta chloris (rifleman), 1095 nucleotides long. It is a transcript of the gene ST3GAL4, whose product is annotated as ST3 beta-galactoside alpha-2,3-sialyltransferase 4. Gene Ontology annotation, biological process: glycolipid biosynthetic process. The record is from RefSeq and is a predicted model, not a curated record. Bases 1 to 1095 code for a protein of 364 amino acids. NCBI's taxonomy places the organism in Eukaryota, Metazoa, Chordata, Aves, Passeriformes, Acanthisittidae. The transcript is spliced from 11 exons. Gene Ontology annotation, molecular function: sialyltransferase activity.
AUGGGUGGAUCGAAGGCGUUGGAGGUUCCCCAAGUACGUGGCACUCUCCGCGAUGAGAGCUCCGGCCCUCGCCUGACCCCUGUCCUGCUGAUAAAAAUGAUCAACAAGUCUCGAGGGAAGAUACUCGGGGUGCUGGCGCUGUUUCUGGUGAUGGUUUGGUACUCAAUCUACCGGGAAGACAGGUACAUACAGCUCUUUUAUUUCCCUGUGCAAGAAAACAAGACAACGUGUCCCAUCGGGGAGGUGGAAAAGAAAGCGGCGCAGCUCAUUGAGAACUACACGAGGGACCACCCGCUCUUCUUGCAGCUGAAGGACUAUUUUUGGGUGAAGGCACCGGCACUGUACGAGCUGCCCUACGGCACCAAGGGAAGCGAAGACGUCCUCAUGCGCUUGUUGUCCGUCACCCACUACUCCCUGCCCGAGAGCAUCCAGAGCCUCAAGUGCCGGAGGUGUGCGGUGGUGGGCAACGGCCACCGGCUCCGCAACAGCUCCAUGGGGGAGACCAUCAACUCCUAUGAUGUUGUGAUCAGGUUGAACAAUGCUCCAGUCCAUGGUUAUGAGCAGGACGUGGGCUCCAAAACCACCAUGCGCCUCUUCUACCCGGAGUCAGCCCACUUCGACCCCCGGACGGAGAACAACCCCGACACGCUGCUGGUGCUGGUGCCCUUCAAGUCCAUGGAUUUCCAGUGGAUGGAGACCAUCCUCAAUGACAAGAAGAGGGUACGAAAAGGGUUUUGGAAACAGCCCCCAUUGAUCUGGGACGCCAACCCGGAGCAAGUGCGCAUCCUCAACCCAUACUACAUGGAAAUAACUGCUGCUAAACUGCUCAACCUCUCCAUGAAGCAACCACGGAAGAUCAAACAGAAGCCCACCACGGGGCUGCUGGCCAUCACCUUGGCACUGCACUUCUGUGACCUGGUGCACAUCGCAGGCUUUGGCUACCCAGAUUCGGCCAACAAGAAGCAAACCAUCCACUACUACGAACAGAUCACGCUCAAGUCCAUGGCUGCAUCAGGGCACAACGUGUCACGCGAGGCAGUGGCCAUCAAGCGGAUGCUGGAGCUGGGACUCGUCAAGAACCUCACCUACUUCUGA